Messenger RNA from Phlebotomus papatasi, 587 nucleotides. RefSeq lists its product as uncharacterized. Lineage: Eukaryota; Metazoa; Arthropoda; Insecta; Diptera; Psychodidae. The record is from RefSeq and is a predicted model, not a curated record. The transcript has a single exon. The coding region runs from base 44 to 445 and encodes 133 amino acids.
GCAGGAUAUUCAGUAGUCUAGUGGAUUCUGUGAAAGUUGUACAAUGGGAAGUAUUCUGUUAUCAGCUGCUGCUUCAAUGGUUCUUAUUGCCACGUACUAUCUCCUGAUCCUGGGCACUUUGGCAUCUGCUGAACCAUCAAAUUUGCAAACACUGAACAACCAGAAGCCCAUAAGUACUUCAGACACUCUCCAGCCGCAUUUCCGGACACGAGCCGGCAUCUUUGCGACUCCAAGGCGCUUCGCGGGACUUCAUAGAGCUAAACCUGCUCAGGAUGUUAGUUGGAUCUUUGAGGAAGAUGAGGACAAUCCUUUUGGAGACAUCAGCAAGCGCUUCGAUGACUACGGACACAUGAGGUUUGGCAAGAGAGCGGGAGGGGAAGGGGAUCAGUUUGAUGACUACGGGCACAUGAGAUUCGGACGUCGCAGAAGAAGUUUGCAGCACUAAAAGGAACACCCGGAUAUCUGUACAUAUAACAUAAACUCUGGCAUAAAUGGCACAUCCAAAGAGGACAAAAGCAUAAUACUUUAUUGGCUGGAAUAGAGUAUUGUGAUGUAGUUGAAUAAAUAAAUUGCAAAUCUCUUAGAGA